AUGCUGCGGCUACUUCGAAAGACUUCGAAAUCCCUCAUCAGCGCCGCUCUGAGCGUAAAGGAGUACAUCGUGGACGUAUCUGAAGCUGCGGCUGCUUUCAUCUCAGUCGAUGCUGAGCUCUCUACGGACCAAGACGCGCGCAACAAGCCAACAAACCUCGGUGCUCGCAGAGCUAGGCGUCCUGCAGCGCCAUCCGGCUCGCCCGAGCCCCUCGCAGAAUUGCCCAUAAAUGGAGGCCCACCUUCGGGUGCGCCGCCGUUCCCAAGCUACGACGACCCGUUAGGACGGCUCGACCACCCGUUCUGGAAGGGAGAUCACCCCUUACUUAGGUCCGACCAUCCUUUCUGGGACGGCGAGCCUCCGGAGAGCGUUGGGUGCGGGAUGAUCCGGAAGACGAACAGCAACCAGACAACCAACAAGGAUAGCGGCUUUCGGAAGGAGGAGGAUGUAUCAGCAACAGAAGUCGAUCGACGAGAAAAAGCAUAUGAGCGCAUUGCACAGUUCACCCCUCUGGAUAAGUAG
This is a messenger RNA of Cryphonectria parasitica EP155, 522 nucleotides long. RefSeq lists its product as uncharacterized. The record is from RefSeq and is a predicted model, not a curated record. The transcript has 3 exons. NCBI's taxonomy places the organism in Eukaryota, Fungi, Ascomycota, Sordariomycetes, Diaporthales, Cryphonectriaceae. The coding region runs from base 1 to 522 and encodes 173 amino acids.